Messenger RNA from Puccinia triticina, 5151 nucleotides. RefSeq lists its product as uncharacterized. The transcript is spliced from 8 exons. The coding region runs from base 1 to 5151 and encodes 1716 amino acids. Gene Ontology annotation, molecular function: GTP binding. The record is from RefSeq and is a predicted model, not a curated record. NCBI's taxonomy places the organism in Eukaryota, Fungi, Basidiomycota, Pucciniomycetes, Pucciniales, Pucciniaceae.
AUGCGCACCUGCGAUCCAUCGAGCCUCACCCCUAGACUCUCUAGCCGAACGUCGCGCGACCCCUCUGACGCGACAUCUAAAUCAUCAGCAGUCUCCACUCGCAUGGAUUCCAACUCGGCCAACAUGACUCCUCGCGAGCUUUCCAGUAAACCCUCCUCAUCGAGACUUAACUCGGCUCGCACAUUGCCCCGAGCGGACCAGAAGGAUUCCGAGAAAGAACCAUCUUCUCGUACUGCUAGUGGCGAAAACCAGUUACAUUCGUCGGCUGCUGCUCCUAGACAAAGUGAAGCUUUCAAGCGUCUGGGACAGGCAAGUUUGGUUUCGUCGUCCAUUUUCAAAUCCGCACCUUUCACUCCCAAUCAGCCAUCCCGUCCAGCACUCAAUCAUCAGCCAUCUACCGUCGCACAGACCGCCGCACAUUCUACCCCGGGCUCUCGCAUCUCCUUCACCCCACAGCGUGCCCCAGGUACUCAGAGCCAAAUGGCAGCUGCUUUGCAAGGCCUUGGAAUUGCCUCCCAACUUUCGUCAGCUGCAGAUACCCAUCGUCCCCCAACUGCCACUCGCCCCUUACCAACUCCUACCCCUUCGACUCCCCUCCAAGGCCCUCACAAGCCUGGCACCAAGCGCAAAAGCGACGAGAACCUUCCCAUCCCUCCUCGACCGCAUCCUAACCUCCCACCCUCUGCACCACCUCUGCAAAUGAUCAAUCAGAUGAACCAGAAGGCCCGCCCCCCUCCUCGGCAAAGCAGCGCAUUCAAUGUUCUCACGCGCAACGCUCUAGUCACCUCAUCCCCCUUCAAAGCGUCUGGCUCGGAUCCAUCAAUCAACAAGUCUACCUCUAGCUCCUCCGAACACCUCAACCGCGCAACCUCGUCAUCCCCCUCCACAUCAUUCACUCCAUCCUCUGAAGGCGACGAAGCUUCCUCUCACGAUUCAGACGUGGCUCCUGGCACUCCGCCAUCGCAUACCAGACCCGAUCUGCCUGUCCCUCCGACUUCCCCCCGCGCAGGUGGCAGCGCCAACGGAGUGCUCAAGACGCAGAGACUUGGUGGUCCCCGAAGCUUCACUCCCCCUCAUGCUUCCCGGUCCUCCGGCUACGCCUCUGAACCCGAAAAGGGUGGUCAGGAUUGCCGAGCCCCGUCUGCGCUAAGCUGCCCGAAUAGGCGUCGUGAGCGUCGCAAAACGGUUACCUGGGGCGGCGAAGACGUGCUCGAGUUUGAAUGGGAAGAAGAAUGGCGCCGGACCAGUAACGCUUCAUCCUCGGAUUCGCAAAUAUCCGACUCGAAACCCGAAGAUACAUCAGACAUCAGCACUGAAUCUGAUCUCAGCGAAGCCCCUCAAGCGUUGAUCGACCACCCCAAUCCUGAACACCACUCGCAUCCAUCUGAAUUUUGGAAUGAGUCGUCGGGCACUACGACACAAGUCAACGGCUUCACUCACCACGAUUCCAAUGAGCACGAAAAGCACCAGGAAGAAGAAGAAGAUGAAGAAGCUGAUGAUGUCAUGAACCACUCCCAAAGCUCUGUUGUCAUUCACGAUGAUUCAAAAGAAUCGCUCCUCCAUCCAGGCCACGAUACCUCAUACACUGCGAACAGUCAAUCGAGCGAAAUAGAUCCAGUGGAUCAAAUGGUCGAUGAAUUGCUCACAUCUCCUGACUUAGCAGAGCUCGUCAAUGCUCAGGCCGCUCAGACUCAGUCUCCGACAUCUCCUGAAGACGACCAAGACCGAAAUCGCCUGGCUGAUGAUCUUGUUUCUGCUGAGGAGAGCCAAAGUGCAAACACCCAACAAGCCGAUGAAGCUACAAAACAGAAGAAUGACGCUCUUCCCGCAAAUGAUGAGACCAAACCGCGUUCUCGCUUCCCUUACAUGAAACCACAGGAAUCAGUCCUGCCUCCCGAGCAGCCGGAUACCAUUCACGUCUCCGAGGCACCUUCCGCGUCUGAAGCCACCCCUCAAGCGGCUUCAUUCCAGCCCAUCUCGCUCUCCAGCCUAGGGCUCGACGACAGUAUUUUUGGCGAAGCCUCUAUGAUAUCCUCAAUUCUUGAAUCAUCAACUCUCGAUGUCGAAGGUCUAGAUACCAUGUCAUUAGCACCCUCCCAACCGAUGCUGUCUUCAACACCUCGCGCCUCUUACACCGACCAACUCCCGACUCCCGAUCCCCCCUCACCCCCUCUCUCUGCGGCUCCGAUGGAUAUUGACGAAGCUCCAUCUGCUCAUACCAGCCCUCGACGACCUUUACCUAGGCCACCACCGGUGCCCUCCAGUGGUCAUACUGCCCACCCGGCCCUCCAAGCGCUGUCUGCCGGCACACCGUCUGCCUACAAUCUGCCCGAAGUGCCACACAGCUCGCCUUUCCCCUCAUCAAACCAGCUUUCUGGCGCGGCUACGACUGCAUGGGUUCGUCCGACAAGCGAAACUGUGGCAUCCGAGUCUGAUACGGGAGGCGAGAGUGGACCUGGCAGUCCAAGUGGACACAGACCCAGAAUCACUCGCAAGAAGAUCCACGAUCGAAUCCGGGAUCGAGAGCGCGCCUCGCAACUAGGGGACGAGUCUGAGGAGCCCUCUCUGAGCAUGCUCUCCCGGGCAGCCACUUCUCAUUCGGCAUCAAUACACAAACUGGGACUGAAUGGCGAGGAAGAAAAACUCGAACUGUCUCGGGAUCUCACGAUAGAUUCGGAUGAACCGAGUCGCUCGACCGUCACUAUGGGCCCUCUCAAAGAGAUUCAAGCGAGGCCUCCGAUGAGGGCCCAGCAAGUGAAACUGCCGAGCACUGACAACUUACUCGGGCUCCAGGAAGCUCAACUCGAGCCCGGGAACCUGAGUGCGAUGUCGAGUGGACUCGAUAAACUCGCGCGCGGCUUCCAAGCCACCGAAGACGGGUCCAAGUCUUGCGAUUCUUCCGUCUCGCUCUCCAGACCGGAUGGCUUGAACGCUGCCGAGCCCGCCUCCCUACCCAGCAAGCUGGUCAUGAUCAAGGGCGCCGGACGGAGGAGACGCAGCGCGUCGACUGGUGGCGCUGACCUGGACGAGACUGGUACUGGUGCUGGUGCCAAGGCUGCUGUCAAGUCUACCCCCGUCAAGCGUCAUUCCAUGGCUGUCGACAAGGAAAACUCAAAGAUUACAUCCGCCUUACUCCACAACACUAUUCAACCCGCAAUGGCCAAGACGAACUUACAAGAGCCGCUCAAUCAAGUCUUGGAUAAAGCUAAUAAAUCCCGAACGUAUCGCGUCUCUGAGCCAGACGAGAUAGUGGUCGCCUCCGAUCAUACAAUGACCGCUGGCGUGGCAGGCGAUGUGGCGGCCAAUCGUAAUUGGCGCAAGCUCAGAAAGGUGUCGGAUAUCAACCAACACGCAGCUCAACUGAAAGCUUUUUGGGCUCAAAACGACAAUGUUAACAAGAUCGGGCGAGUUUUCAUCAAAAUGUCCAAAUUGGUCUUUCGCGGAUUACCAACAUCCCAACCCCCAGCUCAUUUUCAAGUGGUAAUCGACAAUGGGCUUCAUAAGGUCAGGACCCCGUUCUACAAGUUGGAGCCUGAAGUUACGAUCGGCGUCGAAUUCGAGCUUGUUCGAGCCAAGAAGCUCGAGUUCAGUCUAGCCUUCUGUAUCCCACUGAACGAGCCACUCAAUGCCCACCUCAAGCCGCCAAUUCCGCCCCAGCCUGUCUCUCCGCCCCGCCCCGUCUCCCAGGCCUUCCCGCAAGCCGUCCCCCAAAGUCCUAAACGUCUGUUUGGCUUCUUUGGCGCCUCCUCUAAGCGGAGCUCAAAACAUCAGCAGCAGAUGCUGCAAGAGAAACAACAGCAGAUUCAAAUGAUGGAGCGCGAAAAGGCCGCUCUGGCUCGCCAACUGGCUGCUCGGGCAGCACCUCAUCCCCUCGUGGGCCUGCUCGAUCGAAACCAUGUACUUGCGACUGCGCUCGUCAACUUUGAACAAUACGCGCAGGAAUGCUUGGGCAAAUGGAAACACGCGGUCGUUCCAUGCAUGUCUGCGUUGGAAGAUCCUGUGAAAGCUGAGAUGCAGAUGCGCCGGACCUUCUCGGGACCGAUCGGCCAAGUCAGUCUUGAGUUUCUAUCGCUCCCGCCGAUCCCCAAGCUUCCGAACGCCACGAUUCCCAACUCGGGCUCAGAGUGCCUGAAGGGUCUUAAGAUCGCUGAAUGGUGGCAGGAAGUAUGGCACGAAGGUGUUCUCAGCCAGUUGGGCGCUGAUUGUCUGACCUGGAGAAGAAGGACGUUCAAGGCGACGGGCGGCUCGCUUUUUGCGUACAACGACAUCAUGAAGAAGCUCUCCGCCGAGAUCCGACUGGCCGAAGUGGUCUCUCUCCAAGACUGCGGGAACGAGAACGUAGACGAGAACGAGCAGCCGAAACAGAGCACGAUCAACGACCAAGGCGAGAUCCUACCCCCAUUCACCUUCCGUCUCGUUUUCAAGGACGGCUCCGAGAUCCUCUUCCAUGCCGACAACCAAACCGAAUUCAAGCGUUGGAAAAACGUGCUCAAGCAGCUGUUGGGCAAGAUCCAACCACUCCCAGCCUGGGCCGAAUUGUUACGGCUGCAGAUCGCUGCCCGACAGGCAGCCCUGGCGGAUGAAGAGAGGGAAGAGGAAGAGCGAGCUGGAGGGGGGCAGAAGCAGUCUGGGAAGGCUGGCGGUCACCGCCAGCCAGGCCGGCGACCGCGCUCGCCGAAGUCCCGGGCGAUGGCCAACAAGCCUCCGUCGAGCUCCUCCCAAGCCUCGUCGAUCUCCACCAUCACCUCUGGCGCGUUUUCCAGCCUGUCCGAGAUCACCUCGAACACGUACGCCUCCUUCCGCCCCGCCUCGUCCCUCAUGACCUCGCAAGCCCCCUCGCAGGCCCCCUCGCAUGCAUCCUCACACGCGCCCUCCUCGUCCCGACUGGUCGUGAAGCUCUCGGACAUCGGCUCCGACGCCUCCUCCUCCCGGCGGCCCCCCUCCACCCUCCUCACCUCCUCCCCGCGCCCCACUCUCUCCGUCAUGUCUUCCGUCGGAUCCACCGUCAUGUCCUCCGCCGCUUCCACCGCCUCCUCCGUCCUCUCGAGGCCCACUUUCUCCGACCCGUCUUCCGCCGCUCACCCGCCAUCCUCAUCCAGACCCAUCCAGUCCCAAAUGAAACGCUCCAAAGGCCCCGUCAAACUCGCUUGA